AUGCCCUGCUUCAAGGGUCUCGCCGUGAGUAUACACACUCCGGAUGGCCCGAUCUCCGAAUACUCCAUUCAGCGCCAAUCUCGAGCCGGUCGCAUAGCUUGCUACAUUCCUGUACCGCCUCCCAAGCUACCGGACUCUAAAUCGGCCCAACCAGAACAGUCGACUUUUGCCAUUUCUAUCACGCUCUUGAAUCCCGGCCAGGAUGUGCCUUAUUCAACUCCUAAACCGACACCCGAUAACCCCACACCAAAGCCCAAAGUAGUCGGUGGACUUCCCGGCCCCACCGAAGAGCGCGGAUCCUACUCAAGCAUGGUGAUUCCCUACAAGCCGUUGACCAAUUCCCCGAACGAGACGGUCGCUGCGUAUAUUUACUUCGACGGUCGGCAGAAGGAGGAGGUGGCCACGCUCCUGCGGAGGGGCGAAGAGACCUGGGUCAAUUCUCGCUGGGUCAGUGUUCCGGAAUCAGAGGGCGGCGGUCUGGCCGAACGCGAGUUCCUCUUCCGUGAGGUCGGACUGGAGCGGUGGCUGAAUGGGUUGGAUCUGGAAGGGAAGGAUGCAGCAGCCAAGAUUGAGCGACGACGCCAGAAGAUGGAGAAGCGUCGUUUGAAACGCGAAGAGAGCGGCGGUAUGGAUACGGACGCGAAGUCGCGGAAGGAGAGAGACACAAUGCGCUACGGAAACAAUUCGAAAUCGCCGCUAGAGGAUGUCUCCGAUGACGACAUGUCGUUCUCUGAUUCUGAUGAUGAUCCGAUGCCGGAGUCAGCCGGGCAGAUCAAAGUCGCAUUGUUUCGUGUUCUGGCCUCGGGCGAGGUCAAACGGGGAGAAUACUCGCCUCAAUUCGAUGCUCACGAUGACGAUGACGAUGUCACCGGUGGCAAUGACAACAGCGGCGCAUCGGAUGCCCAUGUUGACCACACCACGAGCUUCGCUAAGCCUAAGACGCUUGAUCCUAAGACAAUUAGCACACAAACCGUGACGAGCAUCGAUGCAUCUGAUAAACCCUACGCUACUUUCACAUUCAUGUACCGCGGAGAGCGACAACUUCAGAAGAUGGGAAUUCUCAGAGAUGCCAAAGCGCAGGAUACUCCUGGGUCUGUGAAGCGUCGGUCCAUUCAACCCGAUUUUUCCAAUCUUGGUCCGCUUAAACCUGGUGGCACCGUUGGAUUCUUGAACUUCCGAGACAGCACGGAUAAUCACAGGAAGGGCAAGAAAGGUAGAAAAGAUGUGGGCGAUGAUGAUAUGGACAGUGACGACGAUGACGAGAAUUCCAUCCUCGGUAAAGCAGAUGCGGAAGAGGACAAGGACGAUGACGUGCAUUUGUCCCCGGAGGAUCUCAGGCGGCAGGGUGAGUUGGCGGAAAGCAUCCGUAAGAUCAAGCUCAAACGGCAGCACUCGUCCGCCUCGCUGGCCACCAACACUCCCCCGACUGACACUGGAAGUCCUCGGGCGACUGGAGAGACAGCACCGUCUUCGAACCUCUCCACAACACCUCCAUUAGUGCCUCCCACAACUGCCGCUACGGAAGCCUCCAAGCCAGCGGCUAAUGCGAUUGAGGGCCAAUUUAUCGGUAGUCCUCUAAAGAAACAACGGGCUAGCGUAUCGCAAGCGGAUGAGGAUGUGAUGCGCAGACGAAUGGAGUCUGGUCUGUCUCAUGAGAUCAGUAACACUGAAUCUCCACAAUCCGCUGGAGCUACAGCAACUAAUACCGAUGCGCCGGCUGCCAAUCCUCCACCGCAUGAUUCGAUGGCUACGGAGGAGGAAGAGCUAUAA
Aspergillus saccharolyticus JOP 1030-1 is the source of this 1770-nucleotide messenger RNA. RefSeq lists its product as uncharacterized. The record is from RefSeq and is a predicted model, not a curated record. Lineage: Eukaryota; Fungi; Ascomycota; Eurotiomycetes; Eurotiales; Aspergillaceae. The coding region runs from base 1 to 1770 and encodes 589 amino acids. The transcript has 3 exons.